UUAGUAAUGUUGAUGUAUCUGCCCAUGAUGGUUCUGUUCAUGGUGAUUCUGAAGGAUAUGACGAUGAUCUGGAAGAUUACUUUGAAGUUGACAAUGGUUCUUCCUAUUAUAACUCUAUUGAUGAUGAACCAGUGGAAAAUGAUAAUGCUGCAAGCAUUAUAGAAAAACUUCAUGAAGUAACAAGAAAAUAUUACCAGGAACAUGCUUCUCAAGAAAAUACCAAGAAACCUUCUGAAAAAAUUGAUGAGGAGCCGACUGAAGAGACUAAUGUAGAAGAAUUAGAUGACAAAAUUAAAGAUUACGAUUAG
Messenger RNA from Funneliformis caledonium, 308 nucleotides. The record is from the annotation of a GenBank genome assembly. Lineage: Eukaryota; Fungi; Glomeromycota; Glomeromycetes; Glomerales; Glomeraceae.